UAUACCAAAUGGUUCUUUCGAGAAGACAAUUCAAGCUAUAAACCUUUAAAAUGAGAUCGGAUUUACAUGAACCGAACCAACCCAAUCCAAAGUGAAAGGAUGGAGGCGCCAAAGCCAAUUCAUGUCUCUCUUCCAUUCCCACCAAAAGUAACUAACAAUACAAAUUCACAGUAGAGAGAGAAAAUCGUGGGUUCAGAAGUUGGGGGUUUCAUGGAGAUUAAUUAUAACUGUUUCCUUAUUUAUUCCAAAUUCAAAAACAUCCCUGUUCUUCUUUUCCUCUUCAAUGGCGGCUCUCACUUUUUUCUCCAAUUUUUACUCUGACCCUUCUUCAAUCAAUCCCCAAUUCCCCUAUUUCUCCCCCGAAAUGUCGCCGGACCUCUUCUUUCUCCCUCCACCGCACCUCGAUUACGUCCCUGCCAUGCCCGAUGACUCUGUUUUUAUCCCGACUGUUGCUCCGUUCUUCGACGACGCUUCUCCGUUUCUUUUCUCCGACGUCUACCCGUAUUUCUCCGCUGGAUUCUUCCCUUUUGAUGAAUUUGAGUUUCAUUACUCCAAACGCCAGAGGAUCGUGCUGGAGCAGAGUUUUUGCUACGGUGGAGUUGGUGGUAACGUGGGUGGCGGAGGUGGCGGAGGUGGCUACUUUCCUUCGGGUUUGUUGGAUGGGAGAGUGGAUAAUGUUGAAAUGAUGAACAAUGGCAAUUGCUCGAAGACGAAACAGUUGGUGUCGCCGAGUAACACCUUAUCGGUGCAGACGAUUGCGGCCCGGGAACGGCGGAGGAAGAUUACGGCGAAGACGCAGGAGCUUGGAGAGCUGAUUCCGGGCGGUGUCAAGAUGAACACUGCUGAAAUGCUUAAUUCUGCUUUCAAAUAUGUCAAAUUCUUGCAAGCCCAAGUUGCCAUUUUACAACUUAAGCAAGAAACAGAGCAUGAACUAGAAGAACAAGAAACAGAGGAUCUGCAGAUUCUUGAAUCCGCCAUGAUUCAAGAGAAAUUAUACUCAGAAGAACAGUGUUUAGUUCCAAAAGGGUUUGUUCAAAAUCUUGCUAAUUUCCCGGAGAUUCAAUCCCAUCCGUCCAUUUCAAACUCCAUCAAUCAGAUCCUUAAAACAAGCGGCUAGAAAGAACAGUUGAGAGUGAUCAAAUGCAGAAGUAUCUUGUUCAUCAUUUUGUUUUGUUCUUUGUUGUUGUUAUAUAGAAUCUAAGGCUUUAGAGUUUUCUUACCCAUUUAGUUUAGUUUAAUUUAGAGAUUAGUUUCUCGAUGAGAUGCUAACCUCGUGAUGAUCAUUAUCUGUUCUUUGUUAAACUUUAUCAUUUGAUUAAAUGAAACCCCUUUUCAUUUUCUUGCUUCGUUUGUAUAAGCAACUGACUUGCGAAAUUUUCUCGACUGCCAAAUCAUAUGUUUAUAAAUAAGGAAUACGUCUGUAUUGGUAUAAGGUCUAUUGGAGAAGCCAAAAGCAAAAUCAUGAGAGCUUAUGCUCAAAGUAGACAAUGUCAUACUAUGGUGGAGCGUCGUGGUUCCUAACAUUUUAGCUA
Molecule: messenger RNA, 1532 nt
Organism: Cucurbita moschata (crookneck pumpkin)
Lineage: Eukaryota; Viridiplantae; Streptophyta; Magnoliopsida; Cucurbitales; Cucurbitaceae
Product: transcription factor bHLH52-like
Exons: 2
Coding region: 284-1117 (277 amino acids)
Biological process (GO): regulation of DNA-templated transcription
Molecular function (GO): protein dimerization activity; DNA-binding transcription factor activity
Source: RefSeq, a predicted model, not a curated record